Messenger RNA from Capronia epimyces CBS 606.96, 6885 nucleotides. RefSeq names its product acetyl-CoA carboxylase. Gene Ontology annotation, biological process: fatty acid biosynthetic process. Lineage: Eukaryota; Fungi; Ascomycota; Eurotiomycetes; Chaetothyriales; Herpotrichiellaceae. The transcript is spliced from 4 exons. Gene Ontology annotation, molecular function: ATP binding; acetyl-CoA carboxylase activity; metal ion binding. The coding region runs from base 1 to 6885 and encodes 2294 amino acids. The record is from RefSeq and is a predicted model, not a curated record.
AUGGCUCCCACCGUCAACGGUGCCAAUGGCGUCAACGGAGCUCGCAAGUCAUCGCUGGUGAAUGGCACCACCAGCUCAUGGCAGGCGAAGCACAAAAUCGCUCCCCACUUCAUUGGAGGAAACCGACUAGAGAAUGCUCCUCCCAGCAGAGUCAAGGACUUUGUUCAAGAGAACGAUGGUCACUCCGUCAUCACCUCAGUGCUCAUCGCAAACAACGGUAUUGCCGCGGUCAAAGAGAUCCGCUCCGUACGAAAAUGGGCAUACGAGACUUUUGGCGAUGAGCGCGCCAUCCAAUUCACCGUCAUGGCCACUCCAGAAGACUUGCAAGCAAAUGCAGACUACAUUCGUAUGGCUGAUCAAUAUGUUGAGGUACCCGGAGGCACCAAUAACAACAAUUACGCAAACGUCGAGCUGAUUGUUGAUAUCGCCGAGCGCAUGAACGUCCACGCUGUCUGGGCGGGUUGGGGUCAUGCUUCGGAAAAUCCGAAAUUGCCAGAGUCCCUAGCAGCCUCGCCCAAGAAGAUCAUCUUUAUUGGACCUCCGGGAUCCGCCAUGCGGUCUCUCGGUGACAAGAUCUCCUCGACAAUCGUCGCACAACACGCAAAAGUACCCUGCAUUCCCUGGUCCGGAGAAGGCGUGGACGAGGUGGAAAUCGAUCAGCACGGUAUCGUCACCGUCAAAGACGAGGUCUACGAGCUGGGGUGUGUACACUCUCCCCAGGAAGGUCUGGAAGCCGCGAAGAAAAUCGGCUUCCCUGUGAUGGUCAAGGCUUCCGAAGGAGGCGGCGGCAAAGGUAUCCGAAAAGUCGAGAACGAAGAAGAGUUUGUCCCUCUGUACAAUGCUGCUGCGAGCGAAAUUCCCGGCUCCCCCAUCUUCAUCAUGAAACUGGCCGGCAAUGCCCGACAUCUGGAGGUGCAGCUGUUGGCAGACCAGUACGGCAACAACAUCUCUCUCUUUGGCAGAGAUUGCUCGGUGCAGCGGAGACAUCAGAAAAUCAUCGAAGAAGCUCCAGUCACGAUCGCCAGCCCAGAGACUUUCCACUCCAUGGAACAAGCAGCCGUCCGGUUGGGCGAGUUGGUCGGGUACGUCUCGGCUGGCACGGUAGAAUACCUCUACUCCCACGCGGACAACAAAUUUUAUUUCCUCGAGUUGAAUCCACGUCUCCAGGUGGAACACCCUACCACCGAGAUGGUCAGCGGUGUGAACCUGCCAGCCGCCCAGCUUCAGAUUGCCAUGGGUAUUCCUCUCCACCGCAUCCGUGACAUUCGUUUGUUGUACGGCGUGGAUCCACACACGGCGACUGAGAUUGACUUCCACUUCAAGAACGAGGCAAGCUUGAAAACUCAACGACGACCGCGGCCAAAGGGACAUACGACCGCCUGCCGCAUCACCUCCGAAGACCCUGGCGAGGGCUUCAAACCUUCCAGCGGUACCAUGCACGACCUGAACUUCCGCUCGAGUUCCAAUGUCUGGGGCUAUUUCUCCGUCUCCUCAAAUUCCAGCAUCCACAGCUUUUCCGACAGCCAAUUCGGUCACAUUUUCGCGUAUGGUGAAAACCGUUCCGCGUCUCGGAAGCACAUGGUUGUCGCUCUGAAGGAAUUGAGCAUUCGGGGUGACUUCCGAACGACCAUUGAAUAUCUUAUCAAACUGCUGGAAACUCCUGCUUUUGAAGCCAAUACCAUCACCACCGGCUGGCUCGAUGAGCUGAUCUCGAAGAAGUUGACUGCCGAGCGCCCUGAUCAAAUGCUGGCCGUCGUUGCUGGCGCGCUUACUAAAGCCCACAUUGCAAGCGAGGCCUGCAUUGCCGAAUACCGCAAGGGCUUGGAGAAGGGUCAAGUGCCCCCCAAAGAUCUGCUCAAGACGGUCUUCCCCGUCGACUUCAUUUACGAGGGCCAAAGAUUCAAGUUCACCGCAACCCGAGCCAGUCUUGACAGCUAUCAUAUCUUUAUCAACGGCUCCAAAUGUUCCGUGGGGGUUCGGACUCUUGCCGAUGGUGGUUUGUUGAUGCUUUUGAAUGGCCGAUCGCAUAGCAUCUACUGGAAAGAAGAAGCCACAGCCAUCCGCCUCAGUGUUGACAGCAAGACUUGCCUGCUCGAGCAGGAGAAUGACCCCACUCAGCUUCGUACGCCAUCGCCGGGUAAACUCGUCAAGUAUACGGUCGAAAAUGGCGCUCACGUCAAAGCUGGCCAGCCCUUCGCCGAAGUUGAGGUUAUGAAAAUGUACAUGCCCCUCAUCGCGCAGGAAGACGGCAUCGUCCAAUUCAUCAAACAGCCUGGAUCCACUCUGGAGGCUGGCGAUAUUCUGGGGAUUUUGGCACUCGACGACCCGUCACGAGUCAAGACUGCGGAGACGUUUACUGGGCAGCUCCCUGACCUGGGCCCGCCUCAGGUUGUUGGCAACAAGCCCCAUCAGCGCUUUGCUCUCCUUGUCGGCAUUUUGCAGAACAUCCUUAUGGGCUUUGACAACCAAGUUAUCAUGGCUUCGACAAUCAAAGAAUUGGUGUCCGUUUUGAGAGAUCUCGAGCUGCCGUAUGGCGAGUGGGUGGCCAGAACAUCGGCCCUACAUUCAAGAACUCCGCAAAAGCUGGAUGCGCAGCUGGAACAUAUCGUGGAACGGGCACACUCGCGAAGAGCUGAAUUCCCCGCGAAGCAGCUGCAGAAAGCCAUCAACCGCUAUGUUGAGGAAAACAUGUCCCCCGCCGAUGGGGCGACGCUCCGCGGUACUCUGGCACCUCUCGAAGAGGUGAUUGCCAGAUACCAGGAAGGAUUAAAGGUUCACGAAUUUUCCGUCUUCACUGGCCUGCUCGACCAAUAUUACCAAGUGGAGAGGCUGUUUGCUUCGGGCACCCACCGAGACGAGGACGUCAUUUUGAGGCUCCGAGAAGAGAACAAGGCCGAUCUGUCCACAGUUGUUUGGACAGUCUUGUCGCAUGCUCGCGUUUCGGCAAAGAAUAACCUCGUCAUCGCUAUCUUGGACAUGUACCGACCCAAUCAACCCAACGUCGGCAAUGUUGCCAAGUAUUUCAGAUCAUCCCUCCGCAAGCUCACCGAGCUGGAGUCGCGUGCCACGGCCAAGGUUGCGCUGAAAGCGCGUGAGUUGUUAAUCCUUAGCGCUCUGCCCUCACUCGAGGAGAGAGCCUCGCAGAUGGAGCACAUUCUCAAAUCUUCGGUUGUCGAAUCAAAGUACGGCGAGACCGGCUGGGAGCACCGGGAUCCCGACCUCAAUGUCCUGAAAGAGGUGGUUGACUCUCGUUAUACUGUCUUCGAUGUUCUCCCUUUGUUCUUCGCUCACCACGACCCCUGGGUGGGCAUUGCUGCGCUCGAAGUGUAUAUUCGCCAUGCUUACCGUGCCUACACCAUCAAAGAGAUUCAAUACCACAAUGACCUCGAGCCACCAUUCUUCCUGUCCUGGGACUUCGUCCUGCGAAAGGUCGGACAAUCCGAGUUUGGCUUGCCGUUGGCUUCCUCUUUCCCCUCUGGACAAGCAACUCCCUCGCAGCAGGGCGGCAACCCCUUCAAACGCAUCACUUCGGUGAGUGAUCUGUCGUACCUUAAUAGGGUACAAGGAGACGACGAGCCUGCCCGGAAGGGUGUGAUCGGGCCUUGCCAUUACUUGGAUGAGGUGGAUGAGACACUUGCUCGUGCCCUCGACGCCUUUCCCAAGAUUUCCAAAGAGAAACGUCCCAGCCAGCCGCUUCUCAUGCCCACGCUCGACAACCAGAGAAGACCACCACCACAACAGAAGCCGGAGGUGGCUGACGACGAACUGUCCAACGUCGUCAACAUUGCUAUCCGUGACAUCGAAUCUCUGGACGAUGACGAGAUCCUGAGCCGUUUGCACAGUUUGAUUGCCGAGUACAAGUCAGAGCUCCUUGCCCGCAAGGUACGACGGAUUACUUUCAUCUGUGGCCACACAGAGGGAACUUACCCCGGAUACUUUACUUUCCGCGGCCCAAGUUAUGAAGAAGAUAUGGAUAUUCGGCACAACGAGCCUGCUCUUGCCUUCCAGCUCGAGCUUGGGAGAUUGUCGAGGUUCAAGAUCAAGCCUGUCUUCACCCAAAACAGGAACAUACAAGUUUACGAGGCCAUUGGCAAGGGCGAAGAAAGAGACAAGGUGGUUGACAAGCGCUACUUUACUCGUGCCGUCGUCCGUCCUGGUCGCCUGAAGGAUGAGAUUCCUACAGCGGAUUAUUUGAUCUCGGAGACAGACCGUUUAGUCAAUGACAUCUGCGACGCUCUCGAGAUCAUCGGCAACAACAAUUCCGACUUAAAUCACAUCUUCAUCAACUUUGCACCGACCUUCAACUUGCAACCCAAAGAUGUCGAAGAGCAAAUUGCUGGCUUCUUAGAGCGGUUCUCCCGCAGAUUCCUGCGUCUUAGAAUCACUGGAGCAGAGAUCAGGAUUCUGUGCACUGAUCCCGAGACAGGACUGCCAUAUCCUCUUCGUGUUAUGAUCACGAACACCUCUGGCUACGUUGUGCAGGUUGAGUCGUACGUCGAGAAGAAGUCUCGCACAGGCGAUUGGGUCUUUGAGAGUAUUGGUGGCAGCACUAACAAGGUCGGCGCCAUGCAUCUUCGACCCGUCUCCACCCCGUACCCUACCAAGGAAUGGCUGCAACCCAAGCGAUACAAGGCUCAUUUGAUGGGCACGCAAUAUGUCUACGACUUCCCCGAGUUAUUCAGACAAGCCAUUCAGAACAGCUGGGCCAAAGCCAUUGCCAGGCAUGCUCCCCUUGCCGAGACGAGACCAGAACUCGGAACAUGCCUCGACUACAACGAACUCAUCCUCGACGACAAUGACGACAUCACCGAGGUGUCGCGCGAGCCUGGUACCAACAGCCGCGGCAUGGUUGCCUGGCUUUUGACGGCCAAAACGCCGGAAUACCCUAGAGGCAGACGGUUUGUGAUAAUUGCCAACGAUAUCACCUACCAAAUCGGAUCCUUCGGACCGGUUGAGGAUAAGUUCUUCUUCAAGUGCUCCGAAUUCGCUCGAAAACUAGGUAUCCCCCGUAUCUAUCUCUCUGCCAAUUCAGGUGCCCGUAUCGGCAUGGCCGAGGAACUCAUCCCUCACUUUUCGGUGGCAUGGAAUGACGAAGACCACCCCGAGGCUGGCUUCAAGUAUCUCUACCUGACUCCGGAGAAGAGAAAGCAGCUGAGCACCAAGGAAGUUAUCACUGAACAAACUGUCGAGGAUGGGGAGGAAAGACACAAGAUCACCACCAUCGUCGGCGCCAAGGAUGGAUUGGGAGUGGAAUGCUUGCGGGGCUCUGGUCUCAUUGCCGGUGCCACCUCCAAGGCUUAUGAGGAUAUCUUCACCAUCACUCUCGUCACUUGUCGCUCGGUCGGUAUUGGUGCCUACCUCGUCCGUCUCGGUCAACGCGCCAUUCAGAUCGAAGGUCAGCCCAUCAUCCUCACCGGCGCCCCUGCCCUCAACAAAGUGUUGGGCAAGGAAGUCUACACUUCCAACUUGCAGCUUGGUGGUACUCAGAUCAUGUACAAGAAUGGGGUCUCCCACAUGACUGCCAGCGAUGACUUCCAGGGUGUUGAAAAGAUCGUCGAUUGGAUGUCCUUUAUUCCCGACAAGAAGGGUCAGCCAGUCCCAGUCAGCCCCUCGGCUGAUCCGUGGGAUCGUGAUACCGGCUUCUAUCCUCCGCGACAGCCUUAUGAUGUCAGACAUCUCAUUGGUGGCAAGCAAGAUGAGGAAGGCUUCUUGCCUGGUCUGUUUGACAAGGAUUCUUUCCAGGAGGCUCUCGGUGGUUGGGCACGCACCGUUGUUAUCGGUCGUGCUCGUCUGGGUGGCAUCCCUAUGGGUGUCAUUGCGGUCGAGACCCGCACUGUCGAGAACGUCAUUCCCGCCGAUCCUGCCAAUGCCGACUCGAUGGAGCAGGUUGUUCAGGAAGCUGGCGGUGUCUGGUACCCCAAUUCCGCCUUCAAGACUGCACAAGCUCUCAAAGACUUCAACUAUGGCGAGCAACUUCCAGUGAUGAUUCUGGCCAACUGGCGUGGGUUCUCUGGUGGUCAACGAGACAUGUACAACGAGGUGCUCAAGUACGGAUCAUACAUUGUGGAUGCCCUCGUCAAAUAUGAGCAGCCGGUUUUCGUCUACAUUCCUCCAUUCGGUGAACUCCGAGGUGGAUCAUGGGUCGUCGUCGACCCUACCAUCAACCCUGAACAAAUGGAGAUGUACGCUGACGAGGAAUCUCGUGGUGGUGUCCUGGAGCCAGAAGGUAUUGUUGGUAUCAAGUAUCGUCGCGAGAAGCAGCUUGAGACCAUAGCUCGCCUGGAUCCCACUUAUGGAGAGCUGAAAACCCAAUCGCUUCGCAAGGAUCUCACUCCUGAACAACUGAAUGAGAUCAAGGCCAAGAUGACGGAACGCGAGCAACUUCUUGGGCCUGUCUACCAGCAAAUUGCUCUGCAAUUUGCCGACCUUCACGAUCGUGCUGGACGCAUGAAAGCCAAGGGUACGAUCCGCAUGCCAUUGAAAUGGCAGAAUGCGCGACGAUUCUUUUACUGGCGUCUCCGAAGAAGGCUAUCUGAAGAAGUCCUACUCAAGAAGCUCGGCAGCAGUGUCGCGGCUGGUGGCGCCUCUGUCCCUACCAACCCCUUGUCUACGAGGGAGCAUAACCUGGCCUUGCUGAAACACUGGUCUGGCCUGCUGGAUGUGGAAUUUGAGAACGAUGACCGCAAGGUGGCAGAGUGGUAUGAGAGCCACAGAAAGGAGGUGUAUGCCAAGAUUGAUGCGGUCAAGAGCGACGCUACCAGCAAGAAGGUUGCUGAAUUGUUGAUGGGUAACAAGGAAGGAGGGUUGAAGGGGGUGCGAGAGGUAUUGAGCCUUGUGCCCACCAGCGAGAGGGAACAGCUGGUCAAGUACUUGACCGGUGCAUGA